Bathycoccus prasinos is the source of this 1203-nucleotide messenger RNA. RefSeq lists its product with no specific name. Bases 1 to 1203 code for a protein of 400 amino acids. NCBI's taxonomy places the organism in Eukaryota, Viridiplantae, Chlorophyta, Mamiellophyceae, Mamiellales, Bathycoccaceae. The record is from RefSeq and is a predicted model, not a curated record. The transcript has a single exon. Gene Ontology annotation, molecular function: polyubiquitin modification-dependent protein binding. Gene Ontology annotation, cellular component: VCP-NPL4-UFD1 AAA ATPase complex.
AUGUUUCGAUUUGGAGGAGGAGGAGACCCAAGAGGAAACAACAGAGCUUCGUCUCUGUUCGAAGCGCAAUACAGAGCCUACCCGGUCUCGUUCAUCGACCGCUCGGAGUUGGACAAAGGGGACAAAAUCAUCCUACCACCGAGCGCGUUGGACAGAUUGUCGCAACUCGGAGACUUGGAUUUCCCGAUGUUGUUCAACGUUGAAAACGUGAAAGAGAAAACAAAAACGCACUGCGGGGUUUUAGAAUUCAUCGCCGAUGAAGGCGUGUGUUAUCUUCCGUACUGGAUGAUGCAAAACUUACGACUGGUAGAAGGGGACGUUCUGAGAGUGAAAAACGCGCGGUUACCGAAAGGGACGUUCGUGAAGCUGCAACCGCAAACGAGCGAUUUUCUGAACAUUAGCAACCCGAAGGCGGUGUUGGAAACGUGUUUGAGAAAUUACACGUGCUUAACCGUGAACGAUACGUUUAUGAUUGAAUACAACAAUAAGAGAUAUUUUAUCGACGUGAUUGAGGCGAAGCCGGCGGACGGGGUGUGCGUGGUGGAGACGGAUUGCGAGGUGGAUUUCGCGGCGCCGUUGGAUUACGUGGAACCGGAUUAUAAUAGUAAGGGAGGAGGUUUAGGAGGAGGUGGUGGUGGUAAUGCAACGACGACGACGACAACGACGAAGAAAAGAGGAGAUGGAGAAGAGGAAAGUUUUAUGGACGUGGAUGAGAACGGAGUGGUGGAUUUGACCGGCGGAAGUACAUCGACGCGAGCGAAAGACGAGAAAAAAGAAGAAAAGAAAGAUGAAAAAGAAGAAGAGAACAACAAAAAUACGUUUUUAGCGUUCGCGGGGAGCGGGAACCGAUUGGACGGGAAAGCGCCUAAAGUUGGGGAAUCGCAACCGGUAAAAGUAGAGCUUCCGACAACCUCUUUGCGAGUGACGAAAGAGUGGCAGAAACUGCGCGAAGGCGGCGUUUUAGGCGACGCCGAAGGCGCCAACGACGAAAAGAAGAAGAGUUUAUCCGAAGCAGAAAGAGCGGAACGAAAAGCGGCUGGGAAAGUCAUGUUUGGCGGCGGCGCGCGAGUAGCGGCGAUGGCGAGGAAAAAACAAAAAGAGUCCGAGAAGAAGAGCGCAGACGCUGCUGACGGUAAAAAUGGGACGACCGAGAAGAAGGACGGCUUUAGCGCCUUCAAAGGCGGUGGCAACAAACUGAGAUAA